This is a messenger RNA of Zingiber officinale, 2006 nucleotides long. Its product is annotated as pectinesterase-like. The record is from RefSeq and is a predicted model, not a curated record. Gene Ontology annotation, molecular function: pectinesterase inhibitor activity; pectinesterase activity. The transcript has 2 exons. Bases 105 to 1838 code for a protein of 577 amino acids. NCBI's taxonomy places the organism in Eukaryota, Viridiplantae, Streptophyta, Magnoliopsida, Zingiberales, Zingiberaceae. Gene Ontology annotation, biological process: cell wall modification.
AAAUUUAUCACCAUAAAUAUAAUUCCAUCACCAGCACCACCAUUUCGAUCUUCUUCCUCCCUUCCUUCCUUCCUUCUCUCUCUGAAUUGUUGCAUAUUGUAGCCAUGCAUGGGAGAGUGUUGUCAAGGGCUCAAAGAAAUGAGCUCGUUGCAUGGGGUGGAGUGAUUGUCAUGGCAGUUGUCUUCUCCGGCGCUGUGGUCUCUAGAGCUGCUGCCGACGCCGGCGGAGAGAAUUUAAUUUUUGACGUCUGCAAGUCCACUCGGUACCCGGAGGCGUGCGAGGAGUCGCUGGCGGAGGCGGCAGCAGUCUCUGCGAAGGCGAGCCCGAAGAAGGCGUUCCAAGUAUCGGUGGAGUACGCGAAGGGCCGGGCCAGGACGGCGCUCGGAGUGGCCUACAACCUGACGUCGACGUCGGCGUCGAAGUCAACGUCGAAAGGUCAGCCGAGCGUAGCCGACUGCAUCGAGCUGCUGGCCGCCACGCUGGAGCAGCUGGACGACGUGCUGGAUCCCGGCGCUAGCUUCCACGACUCCAAGACCUGGCUCAGCGCCGCCCUCACCAACCAAGUGACCUGCGCCGACGGCCUCUCUACCGUCAAGGCAAAGGGCGGCGACGCCCUGAGUGCCCAGGUCGACGCCCUCUCCCGCUACAUCAGCAACUCCCUCGCGCUCCAGGAGAAGGUCAAGGAGUCGAAACCCGCUUCGAUCUCCGGCGGCCGGAAGCUGCUCUCCGAUGGCUUUGUAUCUCCGGUACAUCCAAAUGCUUCCAGGAAAUCCCCCGAAGAUUUUCCGGCGUGGGUGAUGGCUGGAGUAAGGAAGCUCUUGGAGGCUUCUAAUCCGGCGGAGGUCGAGGCCGCCGCGGUGGUUGCUAAAGAUGGCAGCGGGACGCACGCCACCAUCAACGAGGCUCUCAAAUUCGUGGCCUCAAUGGCUUCCAAAGGCAAAAGUAAAAAGAGUAAAGGCGGCGGCGGCGGAGGCGGAGGUGGAGGCGGAGGUGGAACAAAAGUGAUAUACGUGAAGACAGGGACGUACAACGAGUACAUCAACAUCCCCACCAAACAGAGGAAUGUAAUGUUGAUGGGCGACGGCAAGGGCAAAUCCGUCAUUGUAGGCAGCAGAAACGCCAAUGACGGGUACACCACGUACGGCUCCGCCACCGUCGCGGCAAUGGGGUCGGGAUUCAUAGCGAAAGGCAUAACGAUCAUCAACAAGUCAGGGCCGAGCAAGCAUCAGGCGGUGGCGCUCCGAGUGGGCGCCGACAAGUCGGUGGUGUAUCAGUGUUCGAUCCAGGGCUACCAGGACACGCUCUACACCCACUCCAACCGCCAAUUCUACUCCGACACCGACAUCUACGGCACCGUCGACUUCAUCUUCGGAAACUCCGCCGUGGUCUUCCAGAACUGCUACAUCCAGCCCCGGAAGCCGGGCGGCGGUCAGAGGAAUUCGAUCACGGCCCAGGGCCGGACCGAUCCGAACCAGAACACCGGGAUAUCGAUCCAGAAGUGCCGAAUCCAAGGCGCGGCCGACCUGGGCGGGACCCGGACGUACCUCGGCCGGCCGUGGAAGAAGUACGCGAGGACGGUGGUGAUGCAAACUUACAUGGACGACUCGAUCGAGUCCGCCGGGUGGGAGGAGUGGUCCGGGAGCUUCGCUUUGUCGACGCUUUACUACGGCGAGUACGCCAACACCGGACCAGGAGCGUCCGUAUCGGGGCGCGUGAAGUGGGCCGGCGUCCACCCGUCGCUCUCCGCCGCGGAGGCGUCCAAGUUUACGGUGGCUGAGUUCAUCGUCGGCAACUACUGGUUGCCCAGUACUGGCGUCGGCUUCACUUCCGGACUUUAAUUAAAACAAUCGCCGAACUGUUUGCUUUGCAUGCACGUGUUUACUUUAGUGCCUUGAUUAACUUAAUUAUAUGCCUUGUCUGUGAGCAAAUAAUGGCCGUCGAUAGGCCUUGCCUUAAUUUGAAAUGUAUAUUGGACCUUGAAGCCAAUGCAUUUGGGUCUUUUAUUU